AUGCAUACGAAAAGAGCUUUAUGUCAAUCCUAUAUGUACUGUUUGGACUGGUUAUAUGCUGAAUCUUGUAAUACAUCCUUUUUUUUUGGGCCUAUCCUGGAGCUGUCUAUGAUUGUCCGUGAUGUCCUCACUGUGGCAAGCUACAAGGUUCCUAAUCCGCAAACUCCCGCAAAGAUGUCGCGUAACUACGCCUCACUCGCAGACCAAAGCAUAUUUCUUGCGUUUUCAGAUCUCCCUGGAGACUAUACCUGUCCUCAAAUUGGCGGCGGUAGAUACGGAUGUCUACUCCUUGAGAUUGUCAGCAUCGAACGGUUCACGCGACUUGUACUGAGAACGUUCGAUAGGGCCGACUUGCCUGUCACCGUGGCCUUCUACACGGAGGAUCGAGGCAGGUCCAUUGAGAAUGAUCCAAAGUUGAAGCCCGGAAAUACUAUGGCUAUUUUGUUUCCUAGACGCCAUCUUUUUCUCGAUGGUACUGUGGGUGUACGACAAGAGCACUAUGGGUAUUCUAAGUUACUCCCUGGGAAGUUGAAUAUACUCUUUCAACUGAGCGACGAGAUGAGAAGUUGGCCGGCCAAGUUUGCCACGCACAAGAUCUGUCAUGGUUGUGGGGAGAAGGAUAAGCCACUCCUGAGAUGUGCGAAGUGUGGUGUGGUUGUGUAUUGUGAUAAGAUGAGGGUUAAGUUUGCCGCUAUGACUGUCGGUGAUCUUAACCUCACCGUUAUCCCAGCCACCUGUGGAGCCACAAAAGGCACCGUGCCGACUGCGGAUAGACCGCGGAUAAGCGGGGGGGUAUUGCCGCCCCCAGACCGAGGUUAG
This is a messenger RNA of Aspergillus niger, 819 nucleotides long. RefSeq lists its product as hypothetical. The coding region runs from base 1 to 819 and encodes 272 amino acids. The transcript is spliced from 6 exons. Lineage: Eukaryota; Fungi; Ascomycota; Eurotiomycetes; Eurotiales; Aspergillaceae. The record is from RefSeq and is a predicted model, not a curated record.